AUGGGCAAAGCAGAUGCAGGCGCGAGAGCCGCAGUGGGUGACGAUCUUGCCGCCGUCUUGCCUGAUGGUCCUUGGCACAAGAAAGCUCAUCUUGUCAAACUGAACUUUGUCGUUGUUUCUUUGGUCCUGUUUUCUUCUGCCAAUGGAUACGAUGGCUCCCUCAUGAACGGUCUCCAGGCCUUGAAUCAAUGGAACGACCACUUCGACCGACCUGCUGGAGCAUUCCUCGGUUUCCUUAACGCAAUCUACUGGAUUGGUGCGGGUUGCAUGUAUCCUGUCGCCGCCAUCAUCGCAAACAAGUACGGUCGCAAACUUCCCAUCUGGAUCGGUUAUGCCUUCCUUUGCCUUGGUGCUGGUCUACAAGCUGGUGCCAACAACGAAGGCGCCUUUGCAGCUGCUCGUUUCUUUGUCGGAAACGCAUCCGCUUGCUUCUCGACCUCAGUGCCGCUACUGAUCAGUGAAAUUGCGUACCCGUCGCAUCGUGGUAUCGCCACUGCGCUCUACAAUUGUGGAUGGUAUGUUGGCGGACUCAUCGCUGCCUUCCUCACCUUCGGCACUCGCAACAUGGACAGCUCUUGGGCCUGGAGAGUCCCUUCGCUUCUUCAAAUUCUCGUACCUUUCCUCGCACUUCCCGGCUUCCUCAUGGCUCCCCAAAGCCCCAGAUGGCUGAUCUCGAUGGAUCGCAACGAAGAAGCACAACAGCUGUUGACCAAGUGGCACGGGGGUGACGAUCAGAAUUCGCAACUCGUCAACUACGAGAUGAUCGAGAUUACGACAACUCUCCAGCAAGAGAAGAGCGCAAACUCCAGUGCCAGCUACGCCGAGAUGUUCAAGACUCCUGGCAACCGCAAGCGACUCUUCAUCUCCGUCUCCCUCGGCAUCUUUGCGCAAUGGGUUGGCAAUGGCGUCGUCUCAUACUACCUUGCGCUUGUCUUGGAGACUGUCGGCAUCACCAGCGUCACCGACAUUACUCUCAUCUCCGGUUUCCUCCAGCUUUGGAACUUGAUCUUCUGUGUUGGCGCCGCCUUUUCAGUCGACAGACUCGGUCGCAGAGCUCUGUUCCUUGCUUCUGCUGUCGUUAUGGGCGUUUCAUACGUCCUCGUCACUGGAUUGUCUGGUUCCUUUGCUGCCAACCAGACUCCUGCUGUCGGCAUCGCAGUCAUUCCCUUCUUGUUCAUCUUCUUUGCUGGGUACGACAUUGCGCUUACUCCCCUGCUCUACUCAUACCCGUGUGAGAUCUGGCCCUACCGUCUCCGUUCUCGUGGUCUCACCGUCACCAACAUCACCACCGUCCUCGCCAUCUGCUUCAACACUUUUGUCAACCCCAUCGCCCUGGAAAAGAUCGCUUGGAGGUACUACAUUGUCUUCGUCGUUGUCCUCAUCAUCUAUGGCAUCACUGUCUAUGUCUGGUAUCCUGAAACCAAGGGAUACUCGCUCGAGCAGAUGGCUGUCGUCUUUGACGGUGAUGCAGCUGAGGUGCCAUUUUUGUCUAAAAAAAUUCCUAGCAUGCAUUUUGAACAAAUUCGCUAG
Molecule: messenger RNA, 1530 nt
Organism: Aureobasidium pullulans EXF-150
Lineage: Eukaryota; Fungi; Ascomycota; Dothideomycetes; Dothideales; Saccotheciaceae
Product: general substrate transporter
Exons: 5
Coding region: 1-1530 (509 amino acids)
Biological process (GO): transmembrane transport; carbohydrate transport
Cellular component (GO): membrane
Molecular function (GO): carbohydrate:proton symporter activity
Source: RefSeq, a predicted model, not a curated record